UGACAAUUUGUAUGUUUUAUGUUUAAAUGAAUAUAAAUAAGUUACUACAAUUUAUACGUAUGUGUCACUGAAUAAUUUGCAAAAUCCAAAUCUUCAAUUGAUUACAAAUUUGGGAUGGAUAAUAAUGACUCUUCCGGAAAAUCAAGCACCACAUCUGAUGUCUGCAGCUCUCAAUCAGUUAAGGAGGAAUCCAGGGAGCAACCCAAACCCCCUUUUGUAGGGUUUGGAAUUUUAUGUUGCAUCCUGGCAAGCAUAUUUUACUUGCUUAGCGCACUAGUUGUGAAAUUUGUAAAAUCUGUUGGAGUUAUGGAGGUUGUAUUGGCAAGAUGCUGGGUUCAAUUUAUGCUAAUGCUGCCGUAUGUUUUUUACAACUGGACAAACAAAGGUGUGGAUUUCAUUGGCGAUCUGAAAACCUUGGUGCUUUUUUGGAUGCGUGCUUUUACUGGCCUCUGUGCAACCUUUUUGUUUUACCAGAGCCUUUUAUAUCUACCAUUAGGUGAUGCUAUAACUCUUGCAUUUUUAAGUGUUACCUUUUCUCAGUUGUUGGGGUGUCUGUUUCUGCAUGAAAGAUCAAGUUUGUUGGACUAUUUACUCAGUGUUUUUAUAAUAUGUGGAGUCGUGCUCAUAGCAAAACCACCCUUCUUGUUCAAUCAAUCAGAGACUUACAGCAGUGACAAGCUGAUUGGAAUUAUUUUGGUAGUUGCUCAUUCUUUUCUGGCAGCAGGAAUGUACAUACUCAUUAGAAAACUAUCCACAUCCUCUCAUGGAUCUCUUAAUGUUUUUUACUAUGGAUUCGUGGGUUUAAUUGUUGUGCCAAUCUUCUCAAAAACUAUGGGUGUGUUCCAACUUCCAUGCUCUUCAGAUCUCAUCUUUCUUCUCCUUGUCGGACUCUUAGGAGGAUUAGGACAAGUCCUCUUGACAAUCGGACUCGUUUAUGAGACAGCAGCUACAUUUGCGAUGCUGGAUUCAUUUCAAAUUGUUUUUGGCUUUGUAUUUCAGAUUGUCGUCCUUGAUGAACCUCUGUCUUAUUUAAGUUUGGGAGGUGCUUUCCUCGUCUUAAUAAGCAUUAUGGGAAUGACUGCUCAGAAAGUUUGUCAAGAGAACAUCAACCAAAGUUCUAAUAGAUUCAAGUGUCUUUUUCAACAUUAACUUUAUGAUCGCUAUGCACCGUUUUUUUAUCAUGAAUAAUUUACAUUAAUUGUAUAUGACGGAAAAUUAGCAAAAAAAGUGUAAUUUCAAAACUAAAAUGUGAAGUAAAAACUAAGAACUGUUGCUAUAUAACAUCUAAUAGGCCUAUUAUUAUAAAAACCUGACAUUCUUUUGUUUAACAGAAUCAGUAUUUUUAUUUGCAUUUUGCCAAAGAAACCAGUAUUUUUAGCUCGAUUGCUUUUUGUAUGCGAAAUUCCUUUUUGUGUGGGAGUGUUACAGCAUGCACUGUGUUGUUACUUACCAUUUCCUCAUUAACUUCGAUAAUCUGCUUCUCUUCACUAUGAUUAAAGAAUAAACAAAAAUUUUAUAACUUUA
Ciona intestinalis (vase tunicate) is the source of this 1524-nucleotide messenger RNA. The record is from RefSeq and is a predicted model, not a curated record. Lineage: Eukaryota; Metazoa; Chordata; Ascidiacea; Phlebobranchia; Cionidae.